AUGCAUUGCGCACAUACGGUACGUGCACCUGGCGGCCUCACAGGCCUGCCGGUCCUACCAGUUAUCGCAGUUACCCUCCCAAGUCCCCGCACAACCAACCACGGGGACCGCCCUCGGCGGGCCGUACCUGGUCCCGUCGUCGAGCUGGCCUUAGCUCGGACCUGUUUGGCUCCUCCCGACACUUCCUGGUUCCGCUUGCAGCGCCAGCGCGUCCGCCGUGCCUAUCAGAUGGCAGGGUUUCCCUCUCCUGUUGCCUGUCGGCCUCCUUCUCCCGGGAACGAUCCUGGCGGUAGCCAAGUCACCGCGAUGAAAGGACGCAUCCGGUUUUCCUGCCCAGAGCGCAUGGCCGCUGGCUGA
Messenger RNA from Penicillium macrosclerotiorum, 357 nucleotides. RefSeq lists its product as uncharacterized. The transcript is spliced from 2 exons. The coding region runs from base 1 to 357 and encodes 118 amino acids. The record is from RefSeq and is a predicted model, not a curated record. NCBI's taxonomy places the organism in Eukaryota, Fungi, Ascomycota, Eurotiomycetes, Eurotiales, Aspergillaceae.